AAACCUAUGCUAAGCGUUGCAAAAUCGAAAUAUAUACAUUUUAUAGCUAACUUUAGUUUCUGAAUUAUUACAUAGACUAAAAUGUGAAAUGAGUGAUUUUGAGUUCAUCCAAACAUCUCGUCCCUUUACAAAGAAGAAAUGUCAAGUUUUGCUAAGCUAACAUUACAUGACACACACUACAGCUUCACUGCAAGCACUGAGACGUGUUAAAUUUGGGAAUUGUAACAUCUUGCACAGAAAGUCCAUAAACUUUUUUUGUUUCCGGGUUAUUUGGUUAUAUGUUUAAUCAUGACAACGCGAAAAAGAAAGAAAUCGCUAUUACCAAAUUCAGAGGAUCAAACAGAUGGUGAAGCUGUCAAGAUACAAAUUCAGUGUCAGCCAGAUCAUUCAUUACAGGUCGUUCAUCAAAAUGUGGGUAAAGAUGAGAGUUUGAGCCCUUAUUUCUCAACGAAAGAUGCCGUCAGGUUGGAUUACAGCUUCUUCAACCAGCCCUGUGUUCAGCUGGCUAAAGCUUUUUUGGGAAAGGUGUUGGUGAGGAAGCUAACCGAUGGCACCGAACUCAGGGGAAGGGUUGUGGAAACCGAGGCAUAUUUAGGUGGAGAGGACAAGGCGUCCCACUCGGCGGGAGGAAAACGUACAGAGAGGAACGCUGCAAUGUUCAUGAAGCCUGGAACCAUCUAUGUCUAUCCCAUCUACGGCAUCUAUCUCUGCAUGAACGUCUCAAGCCAAGGGGAGGGGGCGGCAGUGCUUCUGCGCUCACUGGAGCCUCUGAGCGGUCAGGACGUCAUGAGGGGCCUGCGAGCAGCCAAACGCAGGGAAGGAGCCAAAAUCCUUAAAGAUAAAGAACUCUGCAAUGGUCCAUCCAAGUUGUGCCAAGCACUAGAUAUACAGCGCUGCUUUGACCGUAGGGAUCUGGCAACCGAUAUGGAGGUAUGGCUUGAGACGGACCAAGGAGACACGAUUCAUGCCGGAGAGGUGGUGUCUGCCCCCAGGAUCGGAGUCGAGUCUCAUGGGGAAUGGGCUACCAAACCACUGCGCUUUUAUUCGAGAGGCCACCCAUGUGUGAGCGUGCUGAACAGAGACGCAGAGCGUCAGAUGAGCACACAGUCCUGCACUGACUUUUCCAUUUUGGGACCACACAUAAUAGAGUAAAGACUAGUCUAAUUACCACGUUCACCAAUUAAGUCUUUUAUGCGAAUGAGUAUCAUGUGUGUUUGUUAACAGCUUAAUAAAAACAUGUUUUGCA
Molecule: messenger RNA, 1246 nt
Organism: Misgurnus anguillicaudatus (oriental weatherfish)
Lineage: Eukaryota; Metazoa; Chordata; Actinopteri; Cypriniformes; Cobitidae
Gene: mpg
Product: N-methylpurine DNA glycosylase
Biological process (GO): base-excision repair
Molecular function (GO): DNA binding; alkylbase DNA N-glycosylase activity
Source: RefSeq, a predicted model, not a curated record